AUGCAGUUUCUGGAGGGCAGGUUCAUUACUGAAGGCAAUGUCAACCCAGUGAGCAGGGCCAUUAAAAAGAAAUGCACCUUGGAUGCUGCAACCUUUGCUGUUGUUCUGAGAUACUACUGGAUGUACUUCACAUACUUUUGCCAUGAGAUCCAUAUCAUUCAGUUUGCAGUUGUCCAACAGCGGCUGGCCAUCACUGGAAGCCAUCCAGGCAUGAUGCUACUCUGUCACAACUCUGCAAAAACAUCAGGCCAAAGUCCCCAGCCUGCAAGCAGCAAUGGCAACAGUGAACUGGCACCACCAACAUGCUCUUCUCAGAACCAGCCUUCCAAGCUGCCAAAGAGAGUGUGCUGGAAGGACAUUGAACUCUUCAUUCUACAGAAUCAAGAUGAAGCCUGUGAUGUGCCUUGUAUGGUUAUCAACUUCCACAACCUGAAGCAUCAGCCAGAAGGUGCUGGUGGGACAAAAUUCUUCAUGCAUGGUGAUUACCAACUUGCAUACUGUUCUAUCACGCGCAUCAUCACAUUGGCAUUUUGUGAUACUGUUUUCAAGAAUGACUGUCUGACACCCGAGCUAUCCUGGUGCCUAAAGGUGCCCAAGUGCUGUGAAUCUCUUCCAAUUUACUGGAAAGAGGAUAUGCUGGGGGUGCCUGUCCUGGGUGACCUAACAUACAACCUCAUCCUAGAUGUAAUGAGAUGUCUUGAUCGGGAUGCAGGCCUGGAGGACCCAUUGAAUUCUUAUACCUAUCAGCACUGGACUGCAAAUAAGGCAAACUGUAACUUCACCGACCAAGAGCAAAACCAAAUACUAGGUCACGCUAGAUCAUGGGUUUUCAAGAAACACUACCAGAAAGAGUUUAUUGGUUAUGACAUGCAGCAUUUUGUCCUUUUGUGUCUCCACCAGGAAGGCUUGUUAAAACAGGCUGCAAGCAUGCUCAGGAACCAGAACCUCUGUGCACUCUCUGGUCUGAUCAAGAAGCAAUUGCAAGCCAUCUACAGAGAUUUCUGUAUUCUUAGAUUACAGCAAGAGAAGAAAGAGCUGUUUAAAGAGAUGAAGUUGCAGUUAAGAACAUUACAAAAUGCAAAAAAGCUCUGUCCUGAGCUCCAUCAGAGACAUCACGAGAUGGAGAAGGAGCUGACCAGGUUGAGAAAGACUCUGAGAACUGCACCAGUGCACAAGGUCAACAGGCAAAUCAACCAGAUGCUGGGGAUAGGUCCAGAGAAAGAUGCUAUGGAGGUUGAUGAGGACUGGGAGCUACCUAUCCCCAAAUACACAUUCCCCAAAAGGGCACAGCUGGUUGAAUGA
This is a messenger RNA of Coccidioides immitis RS, 1302 nucleotides long. RefSeq lists its product as uncharacterized. Bases 1 to 1302 code for a protein of 433 amino acids. The transcript has 4 exons. Lineage: Eukaryota; Fungi; Ascomycota; Eurotiomycetes; Onygenales; Onygenaceae. The record is from RefSeq and is a predicted model, not a curated record.